AGCAGUGGGUACAUUUCAGUUGUUGCCGUCGUGCACUUCUUGCAAGUCACUCCAAGCACACUGUCAGACAGCUCAUGGUAGGGCGCAUUGUUUACGGGUGGACAAAUGAUUCAUUAUUUAGUACAACAGACUCAUCUACAAGUAUACAUGGAGUAUAUUCUUGAGAACUGCUCAGGAUAAAGAAACAGUAAAGGCCAUCACUAUUUUGGAUGACUUCAAACUCAGCAGUGAAAAGGUUUCUCUAGGCUGAGCUUUUGAUGGAGAAAAUGAAGAAGUUUAAGAGGAGGUUUUCUUUGAACUUACGUGGCAGCCAGACUAUUGAUGAGUCGUUAUCUGAACUAGCAGAACAGAUUACAAUUGAAGAAAAUAGCAGCAAAGAUAAUGAACCCAUUUUCAGGAAUGGCAGGCCUCCAACAUCGCACAGUAUGCACUCUUUUCUCCAUCAAUAUGCAGGAUCUUUCAAGAAACCACCACUUCGAAGGCCACAUAGUGUAAUAGGUGGAAGCCUUGGCUCAUUCAUGGCAUUACCCAGAAAUGGAAGUAGGUUGGACAUUGUGCAUGAAAAUCUGAAGAUGGGUUCAGAUGGAGAAAGUGACCAAGCAUCUGGAACAUCAUCUGAUGAGGUCCAGUCCCCUACUGGUGUCUGUCUGAGGAGUCGAGUACACAAGAGAAUCUCAUUGGAGGACUUGAAUAAGCGCCUGUCUCUGCCUGCUGAUAUCAGAAUACCUGACGGAUAUUUAGAAAAGCUUCAAAUAAGCAGCCCACCUUUUGAUCAACCAAUGAGUAGACUGUCACGAAGAGCAUCAUUGUCUGAAAUAGGAUUUGGAAAACUGGAAACGUACAUCAAACUGGGCAAACUUGGUGAGGGUACAUAUGCAACAGUUUAUAAGGGAAGGAGUAAGCUGACAGAUAACUUGGUAGCUCUAAAAGAAAUAAGACUGGAGCAUGAAGAGGGAGCACCAUGUACAGCCAUACGAGAAGUGUCAUUAUUAAAGGACUUAAAACAUGCAAAUAUUGUGACAUUACAUGAUAUUGUCCACACGGAAAAGUCAUUGACUCUAGUCUUUGAAUAUCUGGAUAAGGACUUAAAGCAGUAUAUGGAUGACUGUGGGAACAUCAUGAGUAUACACAAUGUAAAGAUCUUUUUAUUCCAAAUUUUACGAGGACUUGCCUACUGCCAUAGACGGAAGGUGCUACAUAGAGACUUGAAACCUCAAAAUUUGCUAAUUAAUGAGAGGGGAGAACUAAAACUAGCAGAUUUUGGGUUGGCAAGAGCAAAAUCAGUUCCAACAAAAACAUAUUCAAAUGAAGUAGUAACAUUAUGGUAUCGACCUCCAGAUGUUCUUUUGGGAUCGUCAGAAUAUUCUACACAGAUUGACAUGUGGGGAGUGGGUUGCAUAUUUUUCGAAAUGGCAGCCGGAAGGCCGUUGUUUCCUGGAAGCACAGUUGAAGAUGAAUUGCACUUAAUAUUUAGACUUUUAGGCACUCCUACAGAAGACACAUGGCCUGGAAUUUCUUCAAUAGAUGAAUUCAGGUCCUAUAACUUUCCAAAGUACAAGCCACAACCAUUAAUAAAUCAUGCACCAAGGCUGGAUUCUGAAGGAACAGAUCUAUUAUCAAAAUUUCUUCAGUAUGAAUCUAAGAAAAGAUUGUCAGCAGAUGAUGCACUGUUUCAGUCUUAUUUCAGAAGCCUUGGAACAAGAGUACAUACCUUACCAGAAAAUGUAUCAGUAUUCAGCUUGAAAGAAAUACAGUUACAGAAGGAUCCUGGUUUUAGAAAUACAUCUUACCCAGAACAAGGACAUGGGAAGAACCGAAGACAAAGCAUGCUGUUUUAAUUCAGUCUAGUAUCAGGCCCUGUUCAGACGUGGUUCUCUAUAAAAUAACCUAUGGAGUGAACUAAAAGGCAGCUGUAUUUUUUUAUCUUAGGAGGACUGGAAUUCAGUUGCUUUCCAUAUGGUCCGCUUUCCAAUGAAGUCAUUUUAUUGCAGACAUGUCAAUGAUGUUUUAUAUUUAACUGUCACAAUGUGACAAUAUUUUGUACAGAUGGUUAUAAGGUUCUCUUUUGCUGUUAGAGCCAAGUCAGUCACAGCUGCUGACAUAGCUGCAUUUUUAUUUGCAGAAUGAACUAACACAGUGCAUUAUUUAUUGAGGAAUCACUGCUGCUAAAUGACUACUGUCGAUAUGUAACACAACAGUGAAGUGACUGAAGAGAGAGUGGCUUUGUAAUAUGUGAAUUCAUCUGUUUCUCCUUGUACAGUAACUGUUAUAAUGCUGUAUUUUGUAUGGUUAUUUUGUACUCUGCUGGCGAUGUUUUGGGAAUGUAAGUUCAGCCUUGCUGAAUUUAAACAGCUGGACCAUUUUAACACACUGAAUUUAAAAUGCAUAACAGCUUUGGUGUUUGAAAAUGGUUACACUUAUAUAUAUAUAUAUAGUGAGAAAAAGUAAAUUAUUUUGAAAAACUCAUCUUUUAAUGUUUAAUUUAAACUAAAACAUAAAUAUUACUUUUUUCCAAGGAAGUGGUGUAGAUGUCACAUUUUUGAUCAACCAUUAUGUUUUGUAGAGCUGAAUAUCAGAACAUUUAUCAGGUUGAAUUUACCUGUGGGUUGUAGAACAACAUUUGGCAGAAUCAUAGAUGACUUACACUAACUGGUAUAAAAUGCAUGUGAUUGAAAGCUCAUAGCUGAAUCGUAGUUAUUGGAAAACGUGCAGUUGAAGUUUAAAUUACCUUACAGUCUUUUUGUAGCUGGUCACUGCCCUUGCAUUCCUCUCCUUUACUUAAAUAUGUGUACUUCAUGGUCACACAGCCAUGGAGACAAGAGACAGAACUAUACACAAUCAGUUCUAAUGCAGAAAUGGAAGCCAUAUCAGCAAUGACCAUCUUUAGAUAAUGCCAGUCACUAUGUUCAAAUCACCCAAGUGUUGUUUUCUGUUACUACUCAUUUUUACCUGUUACAGAACACUGUGUAACUGUACCAACAUUUGCUAAUUGUGUUUCAGCCAAAUGUGACUUCUGCCAGUAAUUCUGCCAUUUGUUUUUUCCACCAGUAGUUGGGAACCCAUCAGGUCAUAUUCUUAAUGAAUUUACAUGUUGGUAUAUCCUGAAAUACCAGUGACUUGGCCUGAUUGUUAUGUGUGGACAUGGCAAUUAAACACAAUUUAUCCUUGAAAACUAAAUUUAUGAAAAGCA
Messenger RNA from Protopterus annectens (West African lungfish), 3190 nucleotides. RefSeq names its product cyclin dependent kinase 17 (gene CDK17). The coding region runs from base 258 to 1838 and encodes 526 amino acids. The record is from RefSeq and is a predicted model, not a curated record. Gene Ontology annotation, biological process: protein phosphorylation. The transcript is spliced from 18 exons. Lineage: Eukaryota; Metazoa; Chordata; Ceratodontiformes; Protopteridae. Gene Ontology annotation, cellular component: nucleus; cytoplasm. Gene Ontology annotation, molecular function: protein kinase activity; ATP binding.